UUUAUUUAUCUGUUCUGUUCCCCAAAAUCUUUGCUCCGAUUUUGUUGUGAUAUGUUCAGUUUUAUCUUGUAAUGUUCAUCUCCAACUUCAACACCCUCUGAUUCAUUCAUUGGCAUAAUCCAAAAGCUACAAAUUUGAUUGAUGGGGUAUCUCUCCCUCUCUUGCAGAGCUGAAUCAGCCAUCUCAACCUUCAAUUCUUCGUCUCCUUCCAAACCAAGCAAAGAGAAAGAGAAAGAGAAGGAGAAACCCAUCAAGAUCCAAGAGUUUCACUACAGUGACCUUGAAGCUGCCACCAAUGGCUUCUCUGACCGCAAGCUUCUGGGCAAGGGAAGCCAUGGAUAUGUCUACAAAGCGGUGGUUGGUGGACGGCACGUGGCGGUGAAGAGGCCUUCAAGGCCUCACACGCUUCUUCACCGACCCAUCUCAUCUUCUGCACCAGAGAUCACUAACGAGGUUGACAACGAGAUCGAUAUCCUGUCAAAAAUUCAGAGUCCAAGGUUGGUGAAUUUGGUGGGUUUCACGAAUGAUUCAAAAGAUAGGCUUUUGGUGGUGGAGUUCAUGAGCAAUGGUACCCUUUAUGAUGUUCUUCAUUCUUCUCCAAGGCCUCCCAAUUGGGGUAGGAGAAUUCGUUUGGCUUUGCAAACUGCUAAGGCAAUUGAUACCCUUCAUUCUUCAACCCCACCUGUGAUUCACCGCGAUAUCAAAUCUGCUAAUGUUCUCAUUGACCGUAGCUACAAUGCAAGGUUGGGUGAUUUUGGUUUGGCUUUGAGGGGUCAUGUGGAUGACUAUAGACUCAGGUCUACUCCGCCUGCUGGCACUAUGGGUUAUCUUGAUCCUUGUUAUGUCACUCCUGAUAAUUUGAGUACUAAAACUGAUGUUUUUAGCUUUGGGAUUUUGUUGUUGGAGAUUAUAAGUGGAAGGAAGGCUAUUGACAUCACAUAUUCACCACCUUCUAUUGUGGAUUGGGCCAUUCCUCUCAUCAAGAAAGGGAAAUUGUUGGCUGUUUAUGAUCCAAGAAUCGCACCUCCUAAGGAUCCGGUUGUGAGGAAGCAGUUGGCAGUGAUUGCGGCUAAGUGUGUGAGGUCUUGUAGGGAGAGAAGGCCUUCUAUGAAGGAGAUUGUUACUUGGCUUUGUGGGUUGUGUAAGUUGGUGCCGCUUCAUUCAUGGAAUGGUUUUAACAAUCCUUGCAUGAUGGUUGAGACUGUGGGGCGCCCCGUUGAAGCAAGGAAUGGUCAAUUCAGUUCAAGGCUUGAAGGUGUGGAAGAAGGAAAUUUUGAGGCUUUGGAUGCAAGAUUGUCUAAGUCUGCCAUGAGAUAUUCUCGGAGGGUGUAUUCUGAUUUGGGGUUCAGUAGCAACUUGAUGGACCUCAUGGCUACCACUGAGGAGCCAGAAUUUGUAAGAGAUGCUGAUGGUGUGGAACGUAGUUCUAAAUCGGCUGAACAGGUUUCUAGCUCAAGGUUUGGCAGUGGAAGAUAUUUCAACAGAGGUAGAAAUCUAUACAGGCCUUGUGGUAGUGAGAAGGAUGUGUUUGGCUUGAGUGAGGGCCAGAUUGUAGGUGAGACUUCAAAGCAGGGUGGGGUUUCUGGUUCGAAUUUGAACUUGAAUUCUCUGGUUGCUGAGGUUAUCUAAUCUAGUUGAUUGCAGGAACGUUUGAUUGGAGUGAUGUUGCCUAUUUCCUAGGCUUGUAAGCUUUUCUUGCUUGCAAAUUAUACUUGUGUAGAUUUGUUGUUAGUUCAUUAUUUGUGGAUUUCAGAAAUGAUCUCUUCACUUAGUAGUAGGUAUUUGGAUUGAAGGGCACAUUACUGAUGUCCCCUUAACGAUGUUCAAAAAACUUUGCCAAAGGUUUUGUUUGCUCCCUCUCUCUCUGUCUCUUCCCCUCAAACACAAAUGCAAGAGCCAAUGUAUGAUCCGGGAACACAAUGUAAUCUUACAUACAUUAAGCUGUUGCAGAAAAAUUGUAAAAAACUCUACCAUUGCUUGUUAGUUGAAUAACUCGCUUGUAUGUAGCUCAAAUAAUUUUUGAAUACAAGCACUGCUGUGGUCC
Abrus precatorius (Indian licorice) is the source of this 2044-nucleotide messenger RNA. Its product is annotated as serine/threonine-protein kinase-like protein At3g51990. Gene Ontology annotation, cellular component: plasma membrane. The transcript has a single exon. Lineage: Eukaryota; Viridiplantae; Streptophyta; Magnoliopsida; Fabales; Fabaceae. Bases 142 to 1629 code for a protein of 495 amino acids. The record is from RefSeq and is a predicted model, not a curated record. Gene Ontology annotation, molecular function: protein kinase activity; ATP binding. Gene Ontology annotation, biological process: protein phosphorylation.